Prunus avium (sweet cherry) is the source of this 489-nucleotide messenger RNA. NCBI's taxonomy places the organism in Eukaryota, Viridiplantae, Streptophyta, Magnoliopsida, Rosales, Rosaceae. The record is from RefSeq and is a predicted model, not a curated record.
AUGCUUCCUUCGGUCGUCCAGAUCGUCUCCAAGACCGAUCUUAUCAAAUACAUGCUCACUCGGCCGAUUAUACGCGGCCAAAUUGGGAAGUGGAUGAUGGCAUUGUCGGAAUUUACCUUUCAAUAUGUGGCUCAGAAAUCGAUCAAAGGUCAGGCAUUGGCCGAUUUCCUGGCUCAUCACCCGGCCCAAGGGCAGGAGGGAGAGUUGGAGGUCGAGAUCGGCAUGGCCCACAUGGAAAAGAACUACUGGACCAUGUACUUCGACGGCUCCAGUACCGAGGCCAGGUCAGGGGCCGGAGUCGUGAUCGAAUCCCCUCAAGGGCAGAGAUGGCAGUUUGCUUUCCAACUCGACUUCAAGUGCACCAAUAACCAGGCUGAAUACGAAGCACUCAUCAUCGGUCUCGAAAUUCUGAAAGAAAUGAAGGCAACCCGUGUUCUAGUCUACGGUGACUCUCAGUUGGUAAUUAAUCAGUUGACCGGGGAAUACUAG